This is a messenger RNA of Emys orbicularis (European pond turtle), 2055 nucleotides long. RefSeq names its product MBL associated serine protease 2 (gene MASP2). Gene Ontology annotation, cellular component: extracellular region. Gene Ontology annotation, molecular function: calcium ion binding; serine-type endopeptidase activity. The record is from RefSeq and is a predicted model, not a curated record. Gene Ontology annotation, biological process: complement activation; proteolysis. Lineage: Eukaryota; Metazoa; Chordata; Testudines; Emydidae. The transcript has 10 exons. Bases 61 to 2055 code for a protein of 664 amino acids.
CUGUACCUCCUCGUGGCGGCCCUUUGCCAUGGAGUGGGUAGCAACAUCCAGCUGCAGAAAAUGUAUGGGAGGAUCACAUCCCCAGACUUCCCAAACGUGUACCCCAACAGCAAGGAGAGAACCUGGAAUAUCAGCGUCCCCAAGGGAUACACCAUCCGGAUCUACUUCACUCACUUUAACAUGGAGCUGUCCUACCUGUGUGAAUAUGAUUACGUGAAGAUCAGCUCCGGCGGGAAGCUGGUGGCCACGCUGUGUGGACAUGAGAGCACAGACACCGAGGAGGCUCCGGGCAACAGGACGUACCACUCCAUUGACAACACCCUCACUGUGACAUUCCGAUCUGACUACUCCAACGAGAACCCGUUCACUGGCUUCGAGGCCUUCUACGCAGCUGAAGAUGUUGACGAGUGUGAGCUGCUGAUUGACGACGAACCGCUUUGUGACCAUCACUGUCAUAAUUACUUGGGCGGCUUCUACUGCAGCUGCAGGGUUGGCUACGUCCUCCAUGAAAACAAGAGGACCUGCGCAGCUCAGUGUCAAAACAAUGCUUUUACUAAGAGAUCUGGAGUGAUCACCAGCCCCAAUUAUCCCAAGCCUUAUCCCAAACUCUCCACCUGCAGCUACACUAUCCGGGUGGAAGAUGGCUUCAUGAUCAUCCUGGAAUUUGUGGAAACCUUUAACGUGGAAAGUCACGUGGAAACAGUGUGUCCCUAUGAUGCCCUUAAGAUUAAAACACCCAAAAAGGAAUAUGGCCCAUUCUGUGGGCAGAAUGUACCUCCAAAAAUUGAGACAGGCAGCAAUGUUGUGGAUAUUACUUUCACCACCGAUAUCUCCGGAGACCACUCUGGUUGGAAGAUCUCAUACACUACAACAGCUUUGCCAUGCCCCAGUCCUAAAGCACCACCCCAUGGUCACAUCAAUCCAGUGCAAGCAAAAUACAUCCUGAAAGACUACUAUACUCUAUCCUGUGAUACUGGAUAUGUGCUGUUGGAAAAUGAACUGGUUUUAAAGUCUUUUAAAGCAGAAUGUCAAAAAAGUGGUUCCUGGAACAAACCGAUGGCAAAGUGCAUCAUUGUCAACUGUGGUCAACCUGAAGACAUAGACAACGGCACGGUUACUUACAUCACAGGACCAAAGGUGACCACCUACAAAGCUGAGAUUCAGUACGAAUGCGAGAGCACCUUCUACACUAUGAAAGCAAGUAAUAAUGGUAGAUACCAGUGUGGUGCUGAUGGAUACUGGAAGAACUCCAAGGGAGAAAAAGUACUGCCAGUGUGUGAGCCAGUUUGUGGAAUACAAACCAGGACAACUCUGGAACGUAUAAUUGGAGGGAAAAGGGCAAAGCCUGGACAGUUCCCCUGGCAAGUUAUGCUAAUUGCUGAAGAUGGAGGAGCAGGCGGUGGCGCCCUCUUGUAUGACAAUUGGGUUUUAACUGCUGCUCAUGUCGUAACCCGUCAAAUAGACCCAUCAACAUUGACAAUCAAAAUGGGAUUUCUGAACAAAAGUUCAGUUCACUACCAACAAGCCUGGGCAGAAGAAAUUUUUGUACAUGAAGGUUACAUCGAUGGCACCAGUUAUAACAAUGACAUUGCACUGAUUAAACUGAAACAUAAAGUCCCAAUUAAUGCAAAUAUUACCCCCAUUUGCUUGCCAAGAAAAGAAGAAAGAUUCCAUGUGAAAACAGAUGAUAUGGGAACUGUAGCUGGCUGGGGAAGAACUGAGAAAAGGAGGCUUUCCCAUCAUCUAAUGUAUGUUGAAUUAGUAGUUAUUGACAACAGAAAGUGUAAAGAUGCAUUUGCAAAGCUGCCACAGGGAAAAUAUCUGAUACUAUCAGAAAACAUGUUGUGUGCUGGGGAGGAAGAAGGGGGAAAAGAUUCUUGUCAGGGUGACAGUGGGGGACCAUUAACUUUCUUAGAUAAUCUGACUAAGAAAUGGUUUGUCGGUGGUAUUGUGUCCUGGGGCGUAGACUGUGGGGUUGCUGGCCAAUAUGGGGUAUAUACAAAAGUGAUUAACUACAUUUCAUGGAUUGAAAACACCAUUUUGAAAAAUUCUUAA